CAGCAGAGGAGGAGAGGACACAGAAGAACACACACAAACUAACUAUAGCAAAACAAAAAUUCUAUUCUGUCAACUGGACAAAAGUUUUAGAGUGAAGACGUUUCACCGCUCAUCCAAGUGACUUCUUCAGUUCUGGUCAGAUUGAGACACUGCCUUAUACAAUAUACUCAGUCCUCCUGAUUGCUGGGCAUCUUCUCCACAAUGGUCACCAGCAGGUCCAUAGUGUUUGUGGUCUCAGUGUUGAUCUUAUGGGAUGGUGCUCACAGCUUCAUGCCCCUCUUCUCUCUGAGGGGAAACUCCUCCACUCACCGGGACAUCACCAGACAGGCUGUCCUGAGGAAGACCGCAGAAGUGUGCAGAGAUAUCGCAGCCUCUGAGAGCCGACCUUUCAGCCUUACAAUUGACAAUGCAUUGACAGUGGAAAAAGUCCAGUCGGCGUGUUCAGGAAACUCCACUUCAGUCCUGUCCACUGUUAUGUACCACACAUCCAUCGCCUCCAUGUACUUCAGUAACGCGCUGGUCGACCUGGUGUACGCACUCAGCGAGGAGCACCACUUUGAUGAUGAGACAUUCAAGGGGGGCAGAGAGGUCCUCACUUCAGAUGUGGCUGCAGUGAAAUCCAGUGUGAAGCAGGAGAACUUUAUGGCUGGACGGUUUCUUUUGGGACGAGCAUGUCACACCCUUCAAGACUUCUACAGUCACAGUAACUGGGUGGAGCUGGGAAAGACCUCUCCAUACAGCGCUCUCAUCACUCCCGACCAGAGCCUGGAGAACCUGGCAGGACCAAAUGUGAGCACAUGUCGAAACUGUACUAAUGGGGAUUGUACCAACAACCUCUUGCCUGAUUUGCUGCAACAGGGCCUGCUCACUUCUGGAUACUUCAACAUCUUCUCCUCAGAAAAACCUGCUGGUAAAUGUAGUCACGGAGGGUCCUUUGAUAAAACCAGUAAACGGGCACCCAUAGGAGGCAUCAGUAAGGACACAGUGCACUCCAGUCACGGUAGCCUCCAUCACCAAGCUGCAGAUCUGGCUGUGAAUGCCACCGUAGAGCUGCUGGAGGACAUCAGACUGGCUGUGGGAGACAAGAACUUUCUCAGACUGAUGGGCCUCUCCCAGUCCUCCGUUCUGUGCUUCGUUAUUGACACCACCGGCAGCAUGUCUGACGAUAUUGCAGAGGCAAAACGUGUCUCUUUUGAAAUCAUUGACAGCAAAAGAGGAUCACAGCAGGAGCCCUCUGCUUACAUACUGGUGCCGUUCAAUGACCCAGAGUUUGGACCUCUGGUAAUGACCACAGAUGCGGAGAAAUUCAAAGCGGAAAUCAAUAAGCUGUCAGCGAGUGGAGGUGGGGAUAUCCCUGAGAUGUGCUUGUCUGGUUUACAGCUUGCCAUGACCGCUGCACCUCCCUCCUCUGAGAUCUUUGUCUUCACGGAUGCUCCUGCUAAAGACGCUCAUCUGAAAAAUACCAUCUACGCUUUGAUCGAGAGCACCAAGUCUGUGGUGACGUUCAUGUUGACAGAUGUGUUGGCAUCACGGCGGCGCAGAAGAGUACAGAGCGCCCCGGUCCGGGCCUUGAGCCAGGCAGACGCUCAGCUGUACCGCGACCUGGCCAAAGCCUCUGGGGGGCAGGCCAUCGAGGUCACCAAGUCCGGCCUGUCCGCUGCUACCACUGUAAUAGAGGACUCAUCAGCCAGUGCUGUGGUUAAUGUGUUUCAAGUGGUGAGUAAUCCAGGAAAGCCUGAGAAAUUUAAUUUCACUGUGGAUGGUUCAAUAAAAAACAUGACCCUCUAUAUCACUGGCGCCUCAUCACUCACCUUCAACAUCUCCAGUCCUUCAGGUGCCUCCCAGAGCUCCAGUGUGUCCAAUGGACCUUUGGCUUCAAUGACCACAGCAGGAAACCUCCGGCGCUUAAGUCUCAACACUGACAACCAAACGGGAUUGUGGAAAAUUGAUGUCAACUCCAAUGACCCAUACUCUGUUAAGGUCAUAGGUCAGAGUUCAGUAAACUUCAUCUAUAACUUGGUUGAACCCCAUGAGGGAGCCCAUGGAGACUACAGUCUGAAGGAGGGACGCCCUGUCACUGGCGGUAAUGCUACAGUGUUGGUGACAGUUACCAGUGAUGCUGUGAAAAUCACAGAGGUCACACUGUAUGACAGUUCUGGGCCGACUGAAGUCAAUGGGACACUGAAGCCACAGAGCGAUGGGAACAUUCUUGUGUUCUUUGAUAACAUCCCAUCUGGAGACUUUGUGCUUCGUAUAAAAGGAGAAGACAGCACCACCACCAGGAAUACACCGACCAGCUUUCAGCGACAAGCAUCCACUCAGAUAAAGUCUUCUAGUAUCUCUGUCACAGCCCAAGUGUCCAGCAUGUCCAUUGAACCAGGUUCCUCCCUCUCCAUCCCCUUCACUGUGGCCUCUUUGUCCAAUGGGGCGGUCAAUCAAAAUGCAUCUGGAGAGUUCACAGUAAAUGCCCAGAAUGACCGAAGCUACUCCUCCAGCUCACCAUCCUCCGUCACCAUGAGCGAGGGCAGGGCCAAUGGUACUGUGACCAUCACUGUCCCAUCCAGUGCUCCAUCGGGGUCAGAUGUGACCCUCACCAUCACCGCUCAGGACUCCACUGCCUCCGACAUCAACUACACUGUGCUCCGCUUUUCUGUGGCUGCAAAGGUGACAGACGUGACCCGGCCGGUGUGUGAGGUGGUCAGUACAACAGGAGACUGUUCCUCCUCCGUGUGCUCCUCUUCUCAAUGGGGGCUCACCGCCAACAUCAGCGAUGGUGUUAAUGGAACAGGCAUAGAUAGUGUGACGGUGCGCCAGGGCAGUGGGACCCUGAACACCACCUCCUCAUCAUCAGGUGGUGUGAACAUCACUGUGGCCACGUACAGUGCCUCCUGCUGUUCACAGAGCGUAGAGCUGAGGAUUCUGGAUAAAGUCGGGAACGUGCAACUGUGUGCCGGACAGGCCAAAGCAGCGACAACAGCGGCUCCAACAAACACCACAACAAACUCUACAGCCAUUGGUCUGCACUCAGUGAGUGUCAGGCAUCCUCUGUGGGCCAGUCUGCUGCUCCCUCUAGUUUGGUGGUAUUAAAAGAAUUCACAUUAAGAUUAGCUCCCAUGUUCUUACAGCUUGAAGAUUUUUUAAUAGAAGAUUUAUAGAUCCAUCAAGCAGGCAAAGUGCUCUUAAGAUAUUUUACUAAUAGGAGACCCAUCUGUGAAUAUAACCCAUGGUACAGUGUUGUGCCAUCUUUGCUUUUACUCCUGUUUUAAGUUGUCUUUUCUUUAGGCAAGUACUUAAUUCCACAUUUUUCUUGCAUGGGGGUGAAUAGUCUGUCUCAGUUUCCUGUAAGCACAGUGGUGUCUCAAAAAUGUAACAUGUGUUUAUAUUUUUUAUUUUCAUGGGAUUACAUUGAGAUGAAUAACUAUUUAGCAGUUUAUUUGAUUGCUUUGUGAAUUUUUACCAGAACCAUACCAGUCUAAUAAACCUGAAGUCAAUCUCUAUAAUCAAAAAGGUUUUAAUGUGUACA
This is a messenger RNA of Boleophthalmus pectinirostris (great blue-spotted mudskipper), 3523 nucleotides long. RefSeq names its product von Willebrand factor A domain-containing protein 7-like. Bases 202 to 3087 code for a protein of 961 amino acids. The record is from RefSeq and is a predicted model, not a curated record. NCBI's taxonomy places the organism in Eukaryota, Metazoa, Chordata, Actinopteri, Gobiiformes, Gobiidae. The transcript has 18 exons.